AUGGCGUCCCUUCAGAAUGGCCACGCCAAUGGCACGAAUGGCGAUUCUCUUUCAGCCGCCAACCCGUUGCCCAAUCUCCGAUUUUCUGACAUUCCCUCCGCCAUCGACAUUCCCGCGUCCACCCUCGACAGUGAAGUCGAGGUCAGCCUAGAGAUUCUUCCAGAUGACCCAACCGAGCUCUGCACAUUGUUGGAGAACGAAAAGGCCGCUAAGAACUUUUGGGUCACGAUCGCGCUGGCAUACGCCAAGCAGAAGCAACUCGAUCAUGCCAUCGACAUCUUAAACAAAGGUCUCGCGUCGGUCGCUCAUGGAGCCACGAAAGAGAAACUCGGCCUGCUGGGAUGGGUUUGCUGGCUGUUGAUGUUGAAGAGUCGGAAUGCCCCCCGCGUUGCACCCGAGGGAGAAUUGUACACCGAGGCGAAGACGAAGGAUCAUUAUCUCCAACUUGCGACGUCGACUCUGAACGAGGCUUCACGACUGAAUCCGGCGUUCCCCCCUCUGUUCCUGGCGCGAGGUGUCCUGUCGCUGCUGCGCGCCUCGCUACAUCCACCCCGUCCUGUUCGCCCGGGCACCGUUGACACGUCCGAGAGGGUAGAAUCGCUGCGACAGGCGCUCAAGUGCUUCGAUGAGUCGUCCAAGGCUUUUGGUGGUCGGAAUGUUAUGGCCAUCCUUGGGCGCGCGAGAACGCAAUACUUGCUCGGCCGAUACGCCGAGGCCCUGGAAGGCUACCAGAAGGUUCUGAUGAAGAUGCCCAGUUUGACAGAUCCCGACCCGCGGAUUGGUAUCGGCAGUUGCUUGUGGCAGUUGGGCUUCAAAGAGCAGGCCAAGGUUGCUUGGGAGCGAGCUCUGGCGUUGAACCCUGACUCCAAGGUCGCCAAUAUUCUCCUCGCAGUAUACUAUCUUUACGACAGUUCACGACAUGCAACGACAGACCCGGCCUUCGGUUCAUUGUACAAGGUAGCAAUGACUCAGUACACGCAGAAGGCGUUCAAAUUGGACAAGGAAUACCCCAUGACUUGUUCUCUGUUUGGCGGGUACUUCCUCCUCCGGAAGGCCUACUCCACCGUCGAGACCCUGGCCCGGAAGGCCAUCGAACAUACCGAUGUCAUGCAGAUUGCCAGCGACGGCUGGUAUCUCCUCGGUCGGAAGUCCCACUAUGAAGGCGACCUGACGCGUGCUGCGGAGUAUUACAACCGCUCCGACCAGGCUCGUGGCGGUGGUGAGAAGGGAUACCUCCCGGCCAAGUUCGGCACGGUACAGAUGCAAGUGUCCAACAAGGACUUCGACGGAGCUAAAUUCCGCCUUGAAAAGAUUAUUCAGCAGACGAAGAAUGCCGAAUGCAUGGUCCUGCUCGGCGCGCUUCAUGCGGAGGAGGUCUUCGCGGCGCAGAGAAGCGGCAGCAAGGAAGACAAGUCGGCUGAGAUCAAGAAGGCCAUCAACCUUCUGGAAUCAGUUCGCGCCCUCUGGAAGGACGAGACCAAGAAGAUCUCGCCCGACGAGUCCGUCUUGGUGUACCUGGCCCGGCUCUACGAGCAGAGCGCUCCCGAGAAGAGCAUGCAGUGUCUCACCCAGCUGGAAGAGAUGCAACUGGCAGAGGUCGCAGAGGAGGAGCGCCCCGAAGGCGUCGAAGAUGAAGAGCAGGUCAAGGCAGCUCUCCGCGUCCACCUUCCCCCGCAACUCCUCAACAACAUGGGAUGCUUCCUGUAUCAAGCUGAGAAGAUCGAACGAGCCCGGACCAUGUUCCAAGCAGCGCUGGAUGCCUGCGUCCGGUCCAAGGAGAAGGAAAGCGAGCUCGACACCGACGCGCUCGUCACCACCAUCAGCUUCAACCUGGGCCGGACCUACGAGGCAGCCGACAUGCCGGAAGAAGCCAAGAAGGUGUACCAGGGUCUCCUCGAGCGUCACGCUGACUACACCGAAGCCAAUGCACGCUUGACGUACAUCGCCCUGCGCCAGAGCCCCACAGACGAGGGCCCGAAGAAGAUGGCCAAGCUCUACGAAGCCGACUCGACCAACCUGGAAGUGCGCGCCCUGUUCGGCUGGUACCUCAGCAAGUCCAAGAAGCGGGCAGCCAACCUGGCCGAGGACCACGAACAGCGCCACUACAAACACACCCUGCAAUACUACGACAAGCACGACCGGUACUCCCUGACGGGCAUGGGCAACAUCCACCUGUCUACAGCGCGCGAUAUGCGCCGCGACAGCGACCAGGAUAAAGAAAAGCGGCGCAAGAUGUAUGAGCGAGCCGUCGAGUUCUUCGACAAGGCCCUCCAACUGGACCCUCGCAACGCAUACGCCGCCCAAGGUAUCGCCAUCGCCCUUGUCGAUGAUAAAAAGGACCACGCCUCCGCCGUGCACAUCUUCUCCAAGAUCCGUGACACAUUACGCGACGCCAGCGUCUACCUCAACCUCGGCCACGUCUACGCCGAGCUCCGCCAAUACACCCGAUCGAUCGAGCACUACGAAGCCGCACUAUCCAAAGACCGCGCCCGCGACGCACAAAUCCUCGCCUGCCUCGGCCGCGUCUGGCUUGCCAAGGGCAAGCAAGAGAUGAACCUGCAGGCUAUGAAAACCGCCCUCGACUACGCGCAGCGCGCCCACUCCGUCGCUCCGGGCCAAGUCCACCUCGAAUUCAACGUCGCCUUCGUCCAGAACCAAAUCGCCUCCCUCACCUACGGCCUCCCGGAAACGCAAAAGACGGUCCAAGACGUCCAAGAUGCCGCUGAAGGCCUCCAACAAGCCGUGGAGACCUUCAACCGCGUAGCUCAAGCCAAGAACCCACCGUACCCAUCCAGCGCCUUGGAACAGCGCGCCAACAUGGGUCGCACCAUCUUGAAGCAACUCGAGCGCGCGCUCCAAAGUCAAAAGGAAUACGAAGAGAAGAACGCCGCCAAGCUCCAACAAGCGCGCGAGGCGCGUGAAGCCGAAAAGCGCCAGCGCGAAGAAGAAGUGCGCAAGGCUCAGGAAGCAGAGCGCGAGCGCAAACAGCGCGUAGCGGAGGAGCGGCAGCGCAUGAUCGAGGAAGCGCAGCGAUUGGCGGAGCAGCGCGCGGAAGAAGAGCGUGCGCGUGAAGAAGCGGAACUUACCACUGAGUCGGAGACGGGUGCUAAGGUUAAGCGCAAGAAGAGGACGACGUCUACUAAGCGCAAGAAGAAGCGCAAUGAGGACGACUUCAUCAAUGAUGGAGGCGAUUCUCCUUCCAGGGAGAGGAGCUCGGAACCGGACUCCGAUGGCGAAGCGGCGGCGGCGCCGAAGAAGCGCCGGCGUCUGGAACGUCGGUCUGGUAGUAAGGCGCAGCAGAGCAAGUACAAGAGUAGUGAGAUGGUGGUGGAUUCGGAUGACGAGGACGAGGCGGGUGGUGAUGAUGAUCAUGCGAUGCGUGAUACUGGGGCGAAUGAUGACGAGGAUGAAGAAGAGCAGGAUGUGGUGCAGCGUCGUCGGGCCAAGGUCAGUCGACGAGUGGCUGAUGAUGAUGAGGAUGAGGAUGAGGAUGAGGAUAAUGGGGCGGCGGUGGCUGGAGGAGGGGGCGAAGGGGCCACGACUGGGGGCGACGGGGGCGAAGACGAUGAUGAUGGCUUGUUCAAUGACGAUGGUGGUGAUGAUGAUAUGGAUCUGAAGGAGGAUGAGUGA
Messenger RNA from Aspergillus luchuensis, 3630 nucleotides. Its product is annotated as putative RNA polymerase II transcription elongation factor (Ctr9). Lineage: Eukaryota; Fungi; Ascomycota; Eurotiomycetes; Eurotiales; Aspergillaceae. Gene Ontology annotation, cellular component: Cdc73/Paf1 complex. Gene Ontology annotation, biological process: regulation of DNA-templated transcription. Bases 1 to 3630 code for a protein of 1209 amino acids. The transcript is spliced from 2 exons. The record is from RefSeq and is a predicted model, not a curated record. Gene Ontology annotation, molecular function: RNA polymerase II complex binding.